CGCCCCACUCACGGCGCUCGUGUGGCGUUGGGCGUCAUUCUCACUCACAGGAAGCGACCGCCCUCAACUUCCCCAAGUCCUUUCCCGAAGCCACCGCCAAAAGGAAAAAGCCAUUAAAAAACUCAUUAAAAUCCCAUCGCACAUCAGAACUCGCUUCCUCUUCUCGCCGACGGAGUGCCUUCGCAACCAAAGAACAAAGCCCCCCGCACAUCCUCUCCUAUAGCGAAGGGCGAACGCCAAGGUGUUGUCUAAACCCUAGGUCUCGAUCCAUGGACGGCGGAGAAGACGAGCUCCUGGACGUUCGUACCCUCUUCCCGAUCGGGGAGGAGCAGCCGCCCCCGCCGCCACCGGAGAACGAGGAGGCCACCUUCCCCCGCUGGGAGGAUGAGGGGGAGGGGGGAGCACAGGCGAUUGGAGCAACCGAGGUGGACGACUCGCAGCUUCUGUUCUCUCCCUCCGUCCGCCCGUCUCCCCUGACCGGAGACGAGGAGGAGGCUUCUGCCUUCGAGCCGGCUGCUCCUGGAGAUGCUACCGCGGGAGAGGAGGCCGUUAAGAUGGGCGUGGAAAUUGCGGACCCCGCGGCUGAGGCCGCGAGCCAGGGCAUCGGCAAGCGGAAGCGCGGCCGACCGCCUAAGGCCCAGGGCGGCGGAAGGGCGCCGCCGGCGAAGAGGAAGGAGGAGGAGGAAGUGUGCUUCAUAUGCUUCGAUGGGGGUAAUCUUGUGGUCUGUGAUCGUAGGGGUUGUUCAAAGGUGUAUCACCCGGCAUGUGUCAACAGGGAUGAUGCCUUCUUUCGCACGAGGGGACGGUGGAAUUGUGGUUGGCAUAUAUGUAGCAUAUGUGAAAGGGCAGCUCAGUACAUGUGCUAUACCUGUACCUAUUCUCUGUGCAAAGUUUGCAUUCGAGAAGCUAAAUUUUUUUCUGUUAGAGGGAGCAAAGGCUUCUGUGAGACUUGCUAUAGCACUGUAAUGUUGAUAGAAUCAAGUGAGAAUGGAAAUGAGAAUAAGGUUGGUGUUGAUUUUAAUGAUAGGAAUAGUUGGGAAUAUUUGUUCAAGGAAUAUUGGUUAUAUCAGAAAAGAAAACUAGUGUUAACAUUAGAAGAGCUGAAAAAUGCUAAAAAUCCAUGGAAAGGAUCUGGUGUUUCUGCAUACAAUGAGGAAUCUUCUGAUGAUUUAUAUAAUGCUAAUGAUGACCAAGAAGAUAGCUCUGAGAGCUCCUCAGGAUACCAUGAUGGCAGCACUUCUUCCAGAAAAAAAGUGAGAAAGCGUUCUCGGAAUACUGUUGAUGAUGAAAGUUCAGCUAAAGAAGUAGAUGGUGAAACGAUGUCCAUGCCUGAAUAUCCUGAGUGGGCUUCGCAAGAGCUUUUAGAAUUUGUGGCACACAUGAAAAAUGGUGAUAAAUCUUUUCUGACGCAGUUUGAUGUUCAGGCUCUUUUGCUCGAGUAUAUAAAACGAAAUAACCUUCGUGAUCCUCGUAAAAAAAGUCAAAUUGUUUGUGAUCCACGGCUUCAGAACUUAUUUGGGAAGGCCCGUGUGGGGCAUUUUGAAAUGUUAAAGCUUCUAGAAUCACACUUUCUUAUAAAAGAGGCAUCACAGGCAGAUGCAGAUGACAAUCAAGCAGUAGUUAUAGAUCCUGAUUCUGGUCAAGUUGAUGCUGAAGGAUACAGUGAUACAACAGCAAAAAUGAGUUUAGAUAAGAGAAGGAAGUGCCGUAAAAAGAUUGAAGGAAGAGAACUGCAGACCAAUCUUGAUGAUUAUGCAGCAAUAGAUGUUCAUAACAUCAAUCUGAUUUACCUCCGUCGCAACUUGAUGGAGGAUUUGAUUGAUGAUACUGACACUUUCAAUGAGAAAAUUGUUGGAUCCUUUGUAAGGAUAAGGAUUCCUGGUACAGGUCAGCGGCAAGACAUGUAUCGCCUCGUGCAAGUUGUUGGGACACAAAUGUUUGCAGAAAAAUACAAAAUUGGAAAGAAAACAACAGAUAUUGCACUGCAGAUAUUAAAUUUAGACAAGAUGGAGGUUGUAACUAUUGAUGUCAUCUCAAAUCAGGACUUCACUGAGGAGGAGUGCAAACGCUUAAGGCAGAGCAUAAAAUGUGGUUUGAUUAGUCGGCUAACAGUGGGAGAUGUCCAGAAGAAAGCUAGGGUUCUUCAAGCUGUGAGAGUUGAUGAUUGGUUGGAAAGUGAGAAGUUGCGUCUUGGUCACCUUCGUGAUCGUGCAAGUGAAACAGGUCGUAGAAAGGAGCUUAGAGAAUGUGUAGAAAAGUUGCACAUUCUGAGCACCCCUGAGGAACGCAUGCGCAGAUUAAAUGAAGUUCCUGAAAUCCAUGCUGACCCACAUAUGGAUCCAGAUUAUGAAUCUGCUGAGGAAGAAGAAGUGGAUGACAAAAAAGGAGAUAAGUACAGUCGGUUGAGGGAAUCUGUGUCUCGUAGGAAGGCAAGGGAUUUAUUUCCUCCAGGCAGAGGACCAGGAUCAAAUUAUAAUGGGAGUGGGGGAUCAAAAAGUUCAAGCAAUUUGAACAGAGGUUCCCGGACAGAAGAUGCACAAGACAAAUUGGACGCAUAUAGUGAUGGUGCGGAUAGGACAAAUGAAUUGUCCUGGAAUCAAGGUAAGGAUGCACAAUGGACAAAAAGCUGGGGAACGCCAAAUACCCAAACCAGUGCGACAGGUCUGGAGGCUGGCAUUUGGAAUAAUAACCAACUUGCUACAAAACCUGGAAGUACACAUGGUGUUGCAAGUGAAACAUCAGCAUCUGUACCUUCUGGACUUUCAGUACCAUCAAACGUCAGUGAGAAUGAUAAGGUCUGGCACUAUCAAGACCCAGCUGGAAUUGUCCAGGGACCCUUUUCAAUGGUACAGUUGCUCAAGUGGAAUAAAUUCUUCCCACCUGGCUUGAGAAUUUGGCUAACAACUGAGAAGCAAGAAAACUCUAUAUUAUUGACUGAUGUGCUGAAGUCCCAGAAUUGUUUGCCACAGCAGGAGCCUCAGCAUAACAGCUAUCCUCAGCCUGCAAAUUUUGCAGGUCCAAUGGGUAAUAGAGAUGAUAAAUAUGGUGGCAGGACAGGGACUAAUAAUUCCACAUGGGUAGGCAUGCAGAAUGGGAGCAACUGGAGUGCGAGCCAGAAUAAUGCUACUUUCUCAACUGCUGGUAAUACCCUGCCAAAUGCUGGUAGAUGGGCUACACGGUCAGCUAACUUGUCUGCACUGGAAAUGGAGGCAGUCAAGGGUAAUAAUGCUUGGUUUGGCCAGCCCAGUUGUCAGAAAAGCCCCAGAUCUGCAGCGCCAUUUUCUGGGAAUCCAUACCAACAACCAUCUUAUCAAAGUGGAGAGGGUCAAGGAUAUGCUGGUAUAUGGAAUAUCGGCCAAGAUCAUGGAAGUACAUGGAAUUCAGAGAGGCCUAGGGGGUCAAGGGCUAGUGGUCAGGGUUAUGAAAGACAGCAUUCUAGUUGGAGCCCUCUAAACCAGCAAUCUCAACUAACUUCUGGUGAACCUUGGAAGGCCCGACCAACAAAUUAUUCUAAUCUGCCUACUCCCACCCAACAGCCAAGUAGGACAGACUGGACUAGCGUUCAAGGUUCUUUACAUGCAUCUGCAUCUACGGCUUCUUCUAUUCAACCUAUGAACUCUGGCUGGGGCACCACUCGAGUUACUGGAUUCAGUGGGGCACAUAAAUUGCCCACAGAAAAUCCUGAUGGGGAUCAGAAUAUGCCAAACCAAUCAAAUGGUGAGGGUUCAUGGUCUGUCACAUCUGCUUCUGUGCCUAGUAUGAGUAGAAUGGCUGAUGUUGGUGGUGCCCAGAUUCUUGAGAUAGUAGAUCAGUUUGGUGAUCCUUCACUAUCCGUUCAGCAGAAACCUACUGAAUCUAAUGCACCAAAUAUUGUGGUAAACCAAUCAUCUCUUUUCCUCAAAAAGGAAGAAAUUUCUUCAAAUGAUGCUACAGUUUCAGGUGGCUCUGCCAUGAAUAAGAGCCAGAGCUUUGAAAGUGAUUACCCUAGUCCAACUCCUCGAGGUGAUGGGAAGGAGUUUUCUGGAGACCAGCCUAAUGAAGCUGAUCCUGCCACGAAGUGGCCUCAAGCACAUGAUAGCUCAGCUUCUGUAAGUCAGGGGUCUGAUCCUGACCCUGCCUCUCUUGCAUUCAGACCAUUGGAUCCACAAGCCCACCUUUCACGUAAAGUAGAUAACAUGCAAUUGCUGUCAAGGAAUUCAGAUGAAGGUGUGGCAGAUAAAGAUAUCAUAAGUGAGAUGCAAAACUUGUCCACUCAGAAAUCUUUCUCUGAAGAACAGAACAAGCAGCCUCCUCUAGCAGGCAUGGAAGAGAAGCUAGUUGAUCCUGCCUCAAAUAUUAAACCGACAGCUGAAUCUGAUGUGCUGGAGCUCACUGCAACUCAAAGAUCAGAAACUUCAUCAGCUUCCAGGCCUGUGUGUGAAUUGCAUGGACGGGCACCGGCUUCAGCUCACAAACAGGAACCAAAUGGUUCUAGUACCGUUCCUACACCCCCAGGGGGAGAGCUGCACUUCUCAGGUCCUGAUCCUAUAAAAUAUUCUAAUUUGGAGGGCGCACAAGAUACAACUGCCAUUGAGUGGUCAUUGCCAUCUCCAACCCCAGGUUCCCGGCCUUCUGGAUGGGAUAUUGGUGCUGAUUCUAGCUCAGGUUCGUCUGUUGAAUUAGCAAUAUUAUCAAACCCUGGCUGGGGCACCAAGGCAAAAGAUGUUCCGAGUUGGGGAGGGGCUCCGCAGCUUAACGUAGGUACGGGAUCAGCACAAGGAAGUGAAAACAGGGGUUGGGCAACAGCAAUACAAGGACAUGCAAACACAGGCAGUGGAGCACCAACCCAGGGAAAUGCAAAUGCUAAUGCAGGUUGGGGAACACUGGGACAGGUUUGUAACAAUGCAAACACUGACUGGCGAACACAAGUACAGGGAAAUACAAAUGCAAACUUACGUUGGGAAGCUCCAGCUUGGGGGAACUUAACAAGUUCUAGUUUGGGAGCACCCAUCCAGGGAAAUUCAAACCCAAAUACUGGCUGGUGUGCACCUUCCCAGGGAAAUUCAAACCAAUUUUCUGGUUGGGGAGUACCACCAGCAGGAAAUGGGAUUCAGAAUCUUGGUUGGGGUGCACUAACACAGCAGGGUAAUAAAGAUGCAAUUGCUGGUUGGGGAACAGGGAGCAAUAGGAGCUGGAAUUCGCCAGCCAGAGAUCCUGAUAGCUGGGGCGCUCAACGGAGGCAUCAUGGAGAUGACUACCCAGAGGGCAGGGUAUUGAGGCAUGGUGGUGGGAGAAGCUCAUGGAACAGGACUCAGUCAGCUAGCGGUGGGGGGUCAUCACGACCACCUCCGAGAGGAGAAGGGCCGAAAGGACAAGGGCAGCGAGGAGUGUGUAGGUUCCAUGAGAAUGGGCACUGCAAGAAGGGUGCAUCCUGUAAUUAUCUGCAUCCAUGAUUGGAAUUUUUAAAUUUCCAUUUCUUUUCUUGCACAGCAUAAUCACCUUGGUAGCUGAUAAUGAGGUCACGAAAGCUCUGCUUUGUCAUGCCAUGUAGAACUUGUGUGCAGGUAUAUGAGUGUACAAUUUUCUUUCCAGCUCUUUGCACUCCAUUCUGUGUUUCCCGCCAAGUCGCCAAGAAAGCUUCCGGCCGUGCACUGUGCCCCUCCGCUCCUCUAAGCAAAAGAAUGCCCACUAGUAUGGGCAACGACAGCACCCAGACACCGGCUCCGUGAACAACUAAUUAAACACCAUCCCUCAGCCGUCAACAGUUCAGCCGGACCAACGGAACUCCCACUCCAACACCCCCUCUUCCCUUCUUUAACCUCGCCUCUUCUCUCUCGCCCACCCCUACCCAAUAUGGCCCCUAGCUCUAAACUGAGGCAAUCCUCUAUAGACUCCUUCCUUCGCUCCAAACUAACCACCUCCAUUCCUCAACCCACCGCCGUCGCUGCUUCGGAGUACGAGCGAGUCCGGCAGGAGACCAUCCGCCGGAACCAAGACUUCCUCCAGAAGCUCGGCAUCGCCGCCCCCAAACCCCCACCACCCAAACGAACCCCCAAACCCCAUCCUCCCCCAGCCUCAUCCGCCCCCCUCCGCCGCAGCACCAGAAAACGCCCUCUCCCGCCCCCCUCCUCUGAUGACGGCGCCGACGCCGACCUCGCAGCCCCCGCCGAUCCUUCCGAGCCCAGCUUCGUCGAUUCCUCCGUCUUCCGUUAUGCCUGCGAUGCCUCCGAUGACUCCUCUGUCCUUUCGUCUAAAAUUCACCCAUCAUCUUCUUCUAUUAUGGGUUUCAGAACUGUCGGUAAGGCGUUCCGUGAUCCCUCGCUUGCCAAGAUUUACUCCCUUGAUGUCUGUUUCUUGAAUAAGAAUCGGUUCUUGCUCUCCGCUGGUGGUCACGGGGGCUUUAUAUCAGUCUACGGGGGAGGAGAGGAUGGUUGUGACGGAAACGUCGAAGGGGCAGGGAAAGGCGAAACGGAAGAGCCGCUUAUGAGCUGGAAGGGCAGCUGGAGCUGGAUCUCGGGGGUGAAGUUUGUGGAGGAUAAUCCGAUGUUGAUGGUCUCGAGUUCGAAUGAUGGGUGUGUUGUCGUUUGGGAUAUCAAAAGGCAGCCAGCUUUGUCAUCAUCUUGGUCCCCUCCUGUUGUUGCCAAAUCGAUGGAGCUGCAUGCAGGUGGGAUCUUUGCCAUGGACCGGCUGGGUUGCUCGAUUGCCACAGCUUCCAAGGACUCUUCUGUGGGUAUUUCCAGGCUCACGCCGGCAGGGGAGCUCGUGACAGAGCGACAAGUUGCUGGCCACCACUCGGGAGUGAUUAGGGCUGUUUGUUUUGGAGAUAACGUGAAUAAACUUGCUGAUUGUGGAGCUGAUGGUUGUAUUUGUGUCCUCGAUACAAGGUUGCCAGAACCUUGUGCUCUUACCAUUAAAUCGGAGCACUCAACUGGCGUAACACUGUGGAGUGGUGCACAAGGAAGUCUCUGCUUCUUUCUGCUAGUAAAGAUCCAACAUUGCAUCUUUAUGAUGUUAGACACUCUGCUGGACCAGUUCUUAAACUUGAAGGCCAUGUUGAGUCAAAUAUUAGAAGUUGUUACCAAAUUUAUAGACCCUGUUUUGUAGAAGGUGGAAAGACAAUAGCUACACCUGGGCAGGGAUCGAGAAAGAUAUCUUUGUAUGAUGUUGAUGGUGGAACAAUGAUAAGCCAGGGGAUGAUCGGUUAUGAUGCUAAUUUGGUUGUUUUUACGGACUGUGAAGAACAUCCAAGACUUUGGUCAGCAGGAAGGCAAAUAAACGAAUUAUGCCCAUUGACACAAUCUCAAUGAUUCAAACCUGAAGAUCUUUAGCUGCAUUAUGGUCUCGUUUCACUCAGGUAGACUUGUUUAAUGUUGAUCAGAAAUCUCAAAAUCCUUAUCAAAUGUUUUUACACAUUUUUGUUUGAGCAUGCUGUUGUUCUUAUGAUCUUGUAAUGCUUUCAAGAUUUUGUAGUGUAUAUUUAGUUCAAUA
Phoenix dactylifera (date palm) is the source of this 7467-nucleotide messenger RNA. RefSeq lists its product as uncharacterized. Gene Ontology annotation, molecular function: protein binding; DNA binding; metal ion binding. The record is from RefSeq and is a predicted model, not a curated record. Lineage: Eukaryota; Viridiplantae; Streptophyta; Magnoliopsida; Arecales; Arecaceae.